AUGGUGAAAUUCUUUCUGCAAAGAUUGAGUUCUCUAAAAUUGCAAGAAGCUUCUCCAAGUCUGCAAGAUCAAAUCCAAAAGCUCAAGAAUAGACUUGAGGAGAUUGUAAGCUUUUCCGGAGAUAUAGGUAGUACUAGUAAACAAGAAGAUGGAUUGGUUUGCAAUUGGCUGGGCGAUUUGAUAGAAACAUUACAUGAUGCGGAAAAUUGUAUCAAUGAGUAUGUCACUAAGGCUAGAAGCCAAGAUGGGUCUGAUCAGGCACUGUCAAUUGUGCAGUUUUGCGGUGAAUUGGGGAAGAUCAAUGCACGUAUUGCCGAAAUUUUGCGCCAAAGAUCCCAACUCAUUAUGCCACCAACAUGGAAAGCGACAGAAGAAAUUGGGCAAAGUUCUUCUGGUGAUAGUGUUGAUGUAGUAGGUGAGGAAUCUCUUGCCCCCUUUGCUUUGAAUUAUAGAAACUUGCCUUCUUACCUUAGAUCCUGCUUGCUCUACUGUUCUCUCUUCCCUGAGAAAAUAAGUAGAGGAAGAUUGGUUCGGCUCUUGGUGGCUGAAGGUGUUUUACAAGGAAGACCAGGGGAAAUCAUGGAGGAAAUUGCUGAAGAAAAAAUCAAGGAAUUGGUUGGCCAAGGAAUGCUUCAGGUUAAAAUUGGUUUCAAAAAUAAAGUCAAAGUUGUCGACCCUUAUCAUAAAAUUUGUCUACUUAAGAUACAACAAGGAGAUUCUAUCAGUCAGAGUCUGUUUUCCGAUUCUAAAUUUCCUCAGAGUUCCUGCAUUGUUGUCAUCCACCAUCAUGGUGAGACUAUCACGACAAGCUUCAAUGAUCACCCAAUUGGAUCAUUAUAUGUCUUUUCGUAUAAUGAGGGCAUUUUUGACAACCACUGGUCCUGCAUAACAAGUGCCUUCCAUAACUUCAAAUUUUUGAGGGUUUUGGAGAUUGAGGAUCUUAAAAUUAAGAGCUUACCAGAAGAAAUAGGAGAUCUGAUACAGUUGAGGUAUCUAGGCUUGAAACAUUCAGCAUUGAAUGAGAUUCCAAAGAGCAUAGGCAAUCUUCAAAAUCUACAAACUUUGGAUAUUAGAUGGCUUAAAAGUCUGAGGGGAUUGCCAAGUGGAGUUCUGGAUCUUCUACAUUUGAGGCACCUUAAGUUGCCAGUGAAUGAAAUUAAAGUCCCCUCGGGUAUAAGCAUAUUAACUAACCUCCAGAGCUUAACUGGUUUAUUUCUAAGACAUGGCUUCAUUGAAGAAUUAAGGAGUUUGACUCAACUCAGGAAACUGGAAUUGAUGGAUGCAUCUGUAGAACAUGCCAGUGAGCUCUCUGCUUCUAUUAUAAAGAUGACAAGACUCGUGUCUUUAUCUCUACAUACAAGAGGUUAUGGAAAGGAUGAAUUGUUGCCCACACUGGAGCCAUUUUCACCAUCCCCAUCCAUAAAAAACCUUUGCCUAAAUGGGCGUCUAAUGGAUCUACUUGACUGGGCAUGCUCCAUGGAGAGCCUCACUAAGCUAAGAUUAGGGUUUUCCUUUCUAUCUGAGGAAGAACUUUCUGUACUUCAAUUUCUUCCCAACUUGAAAAAUCUGACAUUGUGGAGAGCUUGCGAGGUCAAAGUAAUAAAAAAAGACUUUAGCAAGGUGGGUGGGUUUCCUAAGCUACAGGUACUUCUUAUUGCUUCUAGGAAUCUACUAGAAUGGACAGAGAUUGAAGAAGGGGCAUUGCCAAGCUUAGAAUUCCUCCGCUUCCACGAUUGUCCACGGUUGAUGAUUCUUCCAGAAGGACUGCAAUAUGUCAGCACACUAAAAGUACUGGAGAUGCUUCCCUUGCACCCAGAUCUUGAACGGAGGUUGAAACGUGAUGGAGGCAAACAGAAUUACAAGAUCAAACACAUCCCACAAGUACAAUUUUUCUCUUCAUCCCUACGCACAUGGGUUGUGAUGUGA
Molecule: messenger RNA, 1926 nt
Organism: Macadamia integrifolia
Lineage: Eukaryota; Viridiplantae; Streptophyta; Magnoliopsida; Proteales; Proteaceae
Product: putative disease resistance protein At1g58400
Exons: 1
Coding region: 1-1926 (641 amino acids)
Biological process (GO): defense response to other organism
Source: RefSeq, a predicted model, not a curated record